This is a messenger RNA of Salvia miltiorrhiza (redroot sage), 2535 nucleotides long. Its product is annotated as SPX domain-containing membrane protein At4g22990-like. The transcript has 10 exons. Gene Ontology annotation, biological process: transmembrane transport. Bases 317 to 2479 code for a protein of 720 amino acids. The record is from RefSeq and is a predicted model, not a curated record. Gene Ontology annotation, molecular function: transmembrane transporter activity. Gene Ontology annotation, cellular component: membrane. NCBI's taxonomy places the organism in Eukaryota, Viridiplantae, Streptophyta, Magnoliopsida, Lamiales, Lamiaceae.
AUGAUAAAUAUAUAAUCAUACUUUUUGAUUGGACAUGAUUGUUUAUAAAAGAAAGAUCACUAUUUGAAUUUGUCGGGUAUUUAGCAGGAUAGAAACAUGUGGCGACGCCAUUGAUGAUCUGCAGUUGCGGAAACCGAGCCGCAUGGUCAUUGGAUACCGUCUUGACUCACAGUCACACACUGUGUUUUAUCCUCUGAGUAACAAAUAAUUUUCUGGGACCCAACGCCAUUGAAGUUUGAUUCUGCUGCAGACUCUCGCCUCUGUCCCUGUCAUCAGAUUUUGCCAUUUUGGGAGGUGUUUGACAGCUAGAUAAAGGAUGGUUGCAUUCGGCAAAAAAUUGAAACAGUUACAAAUUCAUGAGUGGCAGAGCUUCUACAUUAACUACAAGUUAAUGAAGAAGAAAGUGAAGCAAUAUGCUCAGCAAAUUGAAUUUUCAGAACAGAAUCGCGAGUAUGUCCUCAAGGAUUUCUCGAGAGUUCUUGAUAACCAGAUUGAAAAGACCGUCCUGUUUUUACUUGAACAAGAAGGGCAUCUGGCGAGUAAGCUAUCCGUUCUCGGGGAGCAGCACGAUGCCCUCGUUCAGCACAACGAUGCUGCAAUGAUACCUCAACUGCAGGAAUCGUAUAGAGCUGUGGGGAAGGAGCUUCUGCAGCUCUUGCAUUUCGUGGAACUGAACGCCAUCGGACUUCGCAAGAUCCUGAAGAAGUUUGAUAAGAGGUUCGGUUAUAAGUUCACUAAUCACUAUGUCAAGACGCGCGCAAACCAUCCCUACUCUCAGCUUAAGCAGGUGCUGAAGCACGUGGGCAUUUCAGCUGUCGUUGGUGCCUUAUCUCGGCACCUUGCAGAUCUCCAAGACCACCGGGGGAGGAGCUGCACCUCAAUCUACGAUCAGCCUGCCUUGUCUCCCCCGGAUCCUGUGAUCGAGUCUAUCAAGGCUGCAGUUGAUCGAUUGUCGAAUUCGACAGAUUUCCUUCAGUAUAUAGGGAAACAUGCUCUUAUACCUGAGGAGGAGCUGCCAACCGCUGCAGAUAAUGAUGAUGUGGAUGUUGAUGUUGAUGUUGAUGUUGAUGUUGAUGUUGAUGUUGAUGGAAGAUAUCAUUCGAUGUCUCUUGUUCUUAAUCUGGCGAACACAUUUCUGUACAUGGUGAACACUUACAUAAUCGUUCCGACAGCGGACAGCUACUCGUUGAGCCUCGGAGCUGCAGCGACUGUGUGUGGGGCUGUCAUCGGCUCCAUGGCCGUUGCUCAGGUUUUCUCCUCAGUGUAUUUCAGUGCUUGGUCGAAUAAGUCGUAUAUGAAACCCCUCAUCUUCAGCAGCAUCGUUCUUCUCAUCGGGAACACCUUGUACGCCCUCGCCUACGAUCUCGACUCCAUAUACGUGCUUCUCAUCGGCCGUGUGUUUUGCGGAUUGGGGUCUGCGAGGGCUGUGAAUCGUCGUUACAUCAGCGACUGCGUUCCCGUGAAGCUGCGUCUGAAGGCUUCCGCCGGCUUCGUCAGCGCCAGCGCGCUCGGGAUGGCGUGUGGGCCCGCCCUCGCCGCGUUGCUCCAGACCAACUUUAAGGUCUUCAGCAUCACAUUCAAUGAGGACACUCUGCCCGGAUGGGUCAUGGCUCUGGCAUGGCUACUCUACCUGCUGUGGUUGUCGGUGUCGUUUCGAGAGCCUUCCAACGACGAGAAGCUAAAUCCUCCGUUGCAGCGGACGAGCAACGGGCUGGAAAAUGGGGCUUUCAAAAACGCUCUCUCCCAGCCGCUGCUCACGAGCUCGUUGGAGAAGCAGCGAGACGACCACGACGAUGACGAAGACAACGAUGAUGAUGAUGAUCAAGAAUUCAACAACAAUGAGGAAGCAGGGGAGAAUCAUAAACCUGUGACAUCCAUUGUCUCUGCAUAUAAGUUGCUUACGCCUUCAGUUAAGGUACAGUUGUUCAUAUACUUCAUGCUCAAGUAUGCAAUGGAGGUCUUGCUGGCCGAAUCGAGCGUGAUCACCGCAUACUACUUCGUAUGGUCAUCGGGCAAUGUAGCUAUCUUUCUCGCCUGCCUCGGGCUGACCGUCCUGCCCGUGAACGUUCUCGUUGGGAGCUACCUCAGCAACAUGUUCGAGGAAAGGCAAGUUUUACUAGCAUCGGAGAUCAUGGUGUGCAUCGGCAUCGUCUUCAGCUUCCACGUUAUAAUCCCUUAUUCCGUUCCACAGUACGUCUGUUCGGCUCUGCUCACCUUCGUAGCUGCUGAAGUUCUCGAAGGCGUUAACCUGUCGCUCCUGUCGCGGGUGAUGUCGUCGCGGCUUAAGAGAGGGACGUACAACGGGGGGCUGCUGUCGACGGAGGCUGGAACUCUGGCUCGAGUGGUGGCGGACGGGGCGAUCACGCUGGCCGGCUACGGUGGCAUGAGUAAGCUCUUAAAUGUAACUCUGCUGCCUUCGUUGUUGAUAUGUAUCUGCUCCAUUGUAGCUACUUGUUUCACUUAUAACUCUCUCUACUGAUCGUGUACAUAAAUGUAAAUUUUCCUUGGUCAUGUAAUAAUCAUUUUCUAUUGUUA